AAGGAACUGCAGGCGACAACAUCCUAGGGCCCAGUUAUCAUCCUCAUUGCGAGUAAAUACUCGUGCGGCGCCAUCAUUAUCCUGACAUCAGGGGAACUCCACCACGCUGCCUUCCCAAGGCUCGCUCUUGCAGAUCUGGAGAAGCUUAAAGAUGACUUCGUUAGGGCGACAUGCCACGCGGCUGGUAUUCGCCCAGAGGAGCCGUGGAAGGAUUUGCGACAUGACCUGAAAUUGCGGCACCGGUCUCGAAUAUGAUUGUGCCCGAUGGCAGCCUUCACUAGUAUCCCUCUCCAUGCAACUCACCCUUUUUGGGUGAAGGCAGAUUGCUCUGGGCCGGAGGUUUGUCUGGAGUAUAACUACAUCUGCUCUUACACGCCGGCACUUUCAGCUCCAAUGAGAGCUAGACAGUUGAUGAAGAUGCGCGUGGCUCCAACUUUCAUAGCCAUCGGACAAAGUCUUUCGGGAGCAGGGCAGGGUCUGACAGGGUACGGUGUUCGCCACUGUUGACAGCGAGCUUGAGCUUGUCCAUAAACAUACUCCCUCCGAUGUCAAGUUUACUAAUCUUUCUGGCGAUGAAGCCACACAGGCAGGUGCACUCAAAACUUUGCGAUGCAACAUCUGGGUACAUCUCGCUUGUCAUGGCAAACAAGACCAUGACCAGUCUUGCGAUUUACGUUUCACCGUGAGACAGACCCCUUACACUGCUUGACAUCAUGGAGAACAAUGCUCCGCAAGCUGAGUUCGCAUUCUUAUCGGCGUGUCAUACUGUCGCUAGUGAUAAGGAGACGCGCGACGAAGUUAUUCACUCUGCAGCUGGUCUACAGUUGUCAGGGUUAAGAGCGUCUUGGCACGCUGUGGGCGGUCGACGACGCUGUCGCAAACCUCGUCGUCAAAGCUUUCUAUGAGGAUAUGUUCAAGGAU
Molecule: messenger RNA, 921 nt
Organism: Suillus subaureus
Lineage: Eukaryota; Fungi; Basidiomycota; Agaricomycetes; Boletales; Suillaceae
Exons: 2
Coding region: 265-507 (80 amino acids)
Source: RefSeq, a predicted model, not a curated record